UACUUCGUCCUUGUCAUGGCGGUUGGAAUCUGGGCGUCCGUGGUGGGGAAUCGCAGCACGGUUGGAGGCUACUUUUUGGCAGGCCGUUCCAUGACAUGGUGGCCUAUCGGAGCCUCUCUCAUGUCCAGUAACGUUGGCAGCGGACUGUUCAUCGGAUUGGCGGGAACGGGAUCAGCGGGCGGGAUCGCCGUGGGCGGCUUCGAAUGGAACGCCUCCUGGGUCCUGGUGGCUCUGGGAUGGCUCUUCGUCCCGGUGUACAUCUCUUCUGGAGUCCUCACUCUUCCGGAAUACUUAGAGAAGCGUUUUGGAGGACGGAGGAUCCGCCUGUGCAUGUCCGUCCUGUCCAUUGUCCUCUACAUCUUCACCAGAAUCUCUGCUGAUAUGUUUUCCGGGGCACUGUUCAUUCAGUUUUCCUUGGGCUGGGACCUCUACCUGUCGGCGGGAAUUCUCCUGGUGGUCACAGCUCUUUACACCAUCGCAGGUGGUUUGGCAGCAGUGAUGUACACCGACGCGCUCCAGACGGUGAUCAUGGUUGGCGGCGCCUUUGCCCUCAUGUUCAUGGCAUUCUCCGAGGUGGGCUGGUACGACGGCCUCGUGGAGCGCUACAUGUCCGCCGUUCCCUCAGUGACGGUGGCAAACACCACCUGCCACCUGCCCCGUUCGGACGCGUUCCACAUGUUCCGGGACGCCGUGUCCGGGGAUCUCCCCUGGCCCGGUCUGGUGUUCGGACUCACCGUUCUGGCUACGUGGGUGUGGUGCAUGGACCAAGUAAUCGUGCAGCGGUCCCUGUCCGCCAAGUCCCUGUCACACGCUAAAGGAGGCAGCGUUAUGGGGGGCUACCUAAAAAUCCUGCCCAUGUUCUUCAUCGUGAUGCCAGGCAUGAUCAGUCGAGCCCUGUUUCCAGACGAGGUGGCGUGCGUGGACCCCGCCGUGUGCCAGGAUGUGUGCGGGGUGCCAGUCGGCUGCUCCAACAUCGCGUACCCGAAACUUGUGACUGCACUCAUGCCGGCGGGUCUCCGAGGUUUGAUGUUGGCGGUGAUACUCGCCGCUCUGAUGUCCUCUCUGACCUCCAUCUUCAACAGCAGCUCCACCCUGUUCACCCUGGACCUCUACCACAAGGCCCGGCCUCAGGCUUCAGAGAUGGAGCUCAUGAUUGUUGGAAGGGUGUUCAUCCUGGUCUUGGUGUGUCUCAGUCUGCUGUGGAUCCCGGUGGUUCAGUUAGCUAACAGCGGUCAGCUCUUCGACUACGUCCAGUCUGUCACCAGCUUCCUGGCCCCGCCCAUCACUGCUGUCUUCCUACUGGCUAUCUUCUGGCAGCGCGCGAAUGAGCAGGGGGCGUUCUGGGGUCUGAUGACUGGCCUUGUGGUUGGGAUAGUCCGCAUGGUGCUGGAGUUCUCAUACAGCGCUCCAUCCUGCGGGGAGCCCGACCACCGUCCCGACAUCCUUCGCCAAGUCCACUACCUCUACUUCGCCCUCAUCCUGUUCGGUCUGACCUGCCUCGUCAUCGUCGUCGUGAGCUUAGCCACCAAGGCCAUGUCCCAGGAAGACCUCCACAGGUUGACCUGGUGGACCAGGCACAGCCGUGAAGCUUCAGAUCUUCCGUCCUCCAGUCCGACGGUUCCAGAGGAGGCUGCUCCUGAUCCGGACAUCCCAAGGGCCCCCGUCUGGAAGAAGGUGCUCCUCAGGCUGUGCGGCCUUGGUGGUGCUGCACCCGUGCAGACGUCAGUGUCCAGCAGUGAGCUGAUGAGCCUGUGGGAGGUGCCAAUCUGGAGGAGCGUGUGCAAUGCUAACGCGAUCCUGCUGCUGGUUGUGAAUGUGUUUCUGUGGGGCUACUUUGCCUGA
This is a messenger RNA of Salarias fasciatus (jewelled blenny), 1842 nucleotides long. It is a transcript of the gene slc5a9, whose product is annotated as solute carrier family 5 member 9. Gene Ontology annotation, molecular function: D-glucose:sodium symporter activity. NCBI's taxonomy places the organism in Eukaryota, Metazoa, Chordata, Actinopteri, Blenniiformes, Blenniidae. The record is from RefSeq and is a predicted model, not a curated record. Gene Ontology annotation, cellular component: plasma membrane. The coding region runs from base 16 to 1842 and encodes 608 amino acids. Gene Ontology annotation, biological process: transmembrane transport. The transcript has 13 exons.